AUGCCACAGAAAUCACGAUGGAGCGUUUCUAUUCCGGAGGUGGACAUUCCGACCUAUCUAUUCGGCUCCCCUACAGCCCCACUAGGCGAUGCUCUCGCCUUUGCUGAUGCUGAAGACCCAGAGAAACUGUACAUGACUUGGACUGAGCUGCGUCUCUGGUCCCAGCGUUUUGCUGCUGGAUUAAAGGCCGCGGGAUUAAGAGAAGGCGAUCGAGUUAUCAUUCUCAGUGGCAACGAUGUUCUAUUCCCCGUCAUCAACCUUGGCAUUAUCAUGGCUAGUGGCAUCUACCAGUCUGCGAAUCCACACUUCAAUGCCCGCGAGUUGGCAUAUCAGCUGGACCUUACCACGCCAAGGUUCAUGCUGGCGAGUGAAGUAACUCUGGCCUGCGCUCUUGAGGCCGCCAAAAUGGUAGGCAUGGAGCGGGAGCGUGUUUUCGUGUUUAACGAUGCUCCAUUAAUCAAGGAUGGCGGCGGCGAUGAUAAUUCUAAAGCUGGAGUGAAGCAUUGGAAGCAUUUACUAGCGCCGAAAGAGGUAGGCAGGCGUUUCGUUUGGAAGAAGCUAACCCCGGAUGAAUCGAAGUCGACAACUGUCUAUACGGUAAUGACCUCUGGGUUCGUCACCGUGGGAUUUCUUCAUGUCUCCGAAAAUACUAAUAGUAUGAUUGGUAGAACCACUGGUCUUCCAAAAGCAGCGGAGGCGUCACAUUACGGCAUUCUCGCAAAUUGCGUUCAGACGGAUUUCGUUAUGAGCCUCGAUCCUAACCUCCGCACGAAGGAGCUGGCGGCCAAAAAUUCCAGGUGGUUGUGCACCAUUCCGCUCUAUCACGGCCUGGCAAUGUGCUAUUUCUGCACCAUUUCUAUCGCUAGACGGGUCCCUUCGUAUAUCAUGCGGCAAUAUGAGAUCAACCGUAUGCUAGAAAAUAUCCAGAGGUUUCGUAUCACGGAGCUGCACCUUGUGCCGCCCAUCAUCGUUGCCAUGACCAAACAUCCUGCGUUGAAGAAUGGCAAGUAUGACAUCAACAGUGUUACCAAGACUUUUUCGUGUGCAGCACCGUUAGGUCCAGGACCGACUUUGCAGUACGAAUCGCUUUGGCCCAAGGGACACGUAAAUGUCAAGCAGGGCCUUGCAUCCACUGAAUCCUGCUGCAAUUCUAUCGGUUGGGAUCCUACCCUAACGGCACUAGCUGGCUCCGUUGGCGAGCCCAUGCCGAACUGUGAGAUUAAGCUGAUGGAUGAUGAGGAGAACGAGGUUACGCCGGGGCAAAGUGGGGAGAUAUGGUUCCGUGGACCGAACAUAAUGAAGGGUUACUGGCAAAACAAAAAGGCGACUGAUGAGACUAUUACCCCAGACGGGUGGUUGAAGACAGGAGAUGUGGCACGCCAGGAUGAAAAUGGGUGGUAUUAUGUCGUGGACCGAAAGAAGGCAAGUCAUGGUGGACAUGUGAGUGAAGCCGAGCACAACGACUGA
This is a messenger RNA of Penicillium daleae, 1467 nucleotides long. RefSeq lists its product as uncharacterized. The transcript has 2 exons. Gene Ontology annotation, biological process: secondary metabolic process. The record is from RefSeq and is a predicted model, not a curated record. Lineage: Eukaryota; Fungi; Ascomycota; Eurotiomycetes; Eurotiales; Aspergillaceae. Bases 1 to 1467 code for a protein of 488 amino acids. Gene Ontology annotation, molecular function: CoA-ligase activity.